GAUAAAGUAGCCAAUAUUUGGUGCAGUCUAAGUGUCCUCAUAAAGAUAAAGAAUAUAGUAUCACCUCAAACUCAACUAAAACUCAGUUUUGCUGUAACAUUCCUGAGCUUGCUUCCUACCUGUAUAAAACUAACUGUCCAGCCUUCUCUCCGAGGAUUUAAAUUUGCUUUGGUUAGUUGUGCGUUGUCAUUUUUCCUGUUCUCCUUUCAAGUACAUGAAAAAUCUAUUCUUCUAGUGUCAGUACCAGUCUGCUUAAUCAUCAACGAAAUCCCUUUUAUGGCUACGUGGUUUUUACUUGUAUCAACUUUCAGCAUGUUGCCUCUUCUCCUGAAAGAUGGCCUGCUGCUGGCCUACGCUGCGACAACGCUGUCAUUCCUGUCAGUCUGCACGGCUUCCUUUUCCAUAUUUGAGAAGACUUCGGCAGAGGACCUGCAGCUGAAACCAUUCUCCCUUUCCCUGAAGGGUUACGUUUCUUGGUUUAAGUCAUUUCCCAAGAUUGUCAGGAGCCUGUUUCUUCUUUCCGUAACCCUGAUGGGCGUCCUGUCUCUAAUGAGUGCUGCAGUGCCUCCUCCACAGAGGUUACCGGAUUUAUUCCCUGUAUCUGUGUCCGUUAUUUCUUGCUUACACUUUUUAUUAUUUUGGGUGUAUUUUAAUGUUGUUGUACUCUGGGACUCAAAGAAUAGUAGAAGUCAGAAGAAAAUCAGUUAA
Molecule: messenger RNA, 708 nt
Organism: Cariama cristata (Red-legged seriema)
Lineage: Eukaryota; Metazoa; Chordata; Aves; Cariamiformes; Cariamidae
Product: dolichyl pyrophosphate Man9GlcNAc2 alpha-1,3-glucosyltransferase-like
Exons: 6
Biological process (GO): protein N-linked glycosylation
Cellular component (GO): endoplasmic reticulum membrane
Molecular function (GO): dolichyl pyrophosphate Man9GlcNAc2 alpha-1,3-glucosyltransferase activity
Source: RefSeq, a predicted model, not a curated record